Molecule: messenger RNA, 2348 nt
Organism: Solanum dulcamara
Lineage: Eukaryota; Viridiplantae; Streptophyta; Magnoliopsida; Solanales; Solanaceae
Product: general transcription and DNA repair factor IIH subunit TFB1-1-like
Exons: 20
Coding region: 335-2134 (599 amino acids)
Biological process (GO): transcription by RNA polymerase I; nucleotide-excision repair; transcription by RNA polymerase II
Cellular component (GO): transcription factor TFIIH holo complex; transcription factor TFIIH core complex
Source: RefSeq, a predicted model, not a curated record
UUUUCAUUUUAUAUAUAAAUUAAAUUUAACUUUUGAGCAAUAUUAUUGAAAAACCACUAUAUAGACGAGCAAAAUGGAUUCACAGAUGCUGAUUGAUCUAUAUUCUCUACAGUUGGCGCCUUCUCUUCUAAACCCCAUCCAUCGGAACCCUAGAUCUUUCCCGUCCAUAAAUUACUGUAUCUCUCUAUCAUUUUCCGAGUUCAUACUUGCCCUAGCUUUGAGAAAAUGGUAUAGUAUUAGAUAGAUCCUCAAUAGAAGAAUCCGUAAUACCCAAAUUUGUAUUAUUUUUUGAUGUAUUAGUGAAAAAUAUUUUUGAUUUUUUGAAACACCUACUAUGGCCGAUGGCAAGGUGGUUAAGCGUGCUAAGUACAAAACUUCACUCAAGGUUCCUGGCGUCCCUGGCGUUUUGAAAUUGACCAAGGAACGGUUUUAUUUUAUGCCGAAUGACCCAACAUUAACGACAAAGCUUAAUGUGGAGUUCAAGUUGAUUAAAGGCCACAAGUCUUCCAAGGAGUGUUCAAGUAAGCAGGCUCUACUUAAUCUUACACAAGCUCAGGGUGGAAAUUAUCUUUUUGAAUUUGAUAGCUUCCCUGACCGUGACCAGUGUCGGGACUUUGUUGCCUCAGCAAUUGCGGCUUUUGGGGAAAUAGGGAAAGGUACUUCCGAAAAACCUGCUGUUCCGCAUGAUGAGCAACUCAGUGCAACAGAAAUGGGGCGUCGGAUUAAGUUAUUGCAGGAGAACAGUGAGUUGCAGAAACUCCACAGGCAAUUGGUCAUUGGAGGUAUUUUAUCAGAGGCUGAAUUUUGGGCUGCUAGGAAGAAGCUGCUGGAACAGAACGAACACAAGAAGCCAAAACAGCGGGUGGCUUUAAAAAAUGACAUGUGGAGUGUAAAACCAUUAUCUGAUGGCCAGACGAACCGAGUUACAUUUAACUUGACUCCAGAGGUUAUUCAUCAGAUUUUUGCGGAGAAACCAGCUGUCCGCCAAGCAUAUAUAAAGUUUGUUCCUGGCAAGAUGUCAGAAAAAGAAUUCUGGACUAAAUAUUCAAGAGCUGAAUACCUCCACAGUACAAAAAACAUUGUUGCAGCUGCUGCGGAGGCUGCUGAAGAUGAGGAGCUUGCAGUUUUCUUGAAGCAAGAUGAUAUGUUAGCAUCUGAAGCUCGGAAGAAGAUCAGAAGAGUGGAUCCAACUCUGGACAUGGAAGCAGAUGAAGGUGAUGAUUAUAUGCAUCUCCCGGAUCAUGGGCUACCUCAUGGUGAAACUAAGGAGAUUCUAGAACCACAGUAUGAACCAUUCAAAAGGUCGUUCUCGCAAUACCUCAAUCAGCAUGCAGCAGUGGUUCUUCGAGGAAGAGUUAUAGAUGUUGAGCUGGGUGACACAAGAUCUGUUGCUGAAGCAUUCACCAGGACAAAUCAGGCUGAACUAGCUACUGAAGUGUCUGAUGAGAAUGCAUAUAGAGAACGCUUAAACAAAGUUUCUCGAGUAGCUGAGAUUGAGGAUCUUCAGGGACCUCGAGACCCACCAGUUGCAUUGCUAAGUAUCAAGGAUCCUCGAGACUACUUUGAUUCUCAGCAAGUAAAUGCAAUAAAGGCUUUGGGAGAUGCUGAAACAGGGAUAAGACAGCUGAAAUUUAGUGUGAGCAAAGAAGAAGCCUUUUGCUCCUUGAAGGACUCCAUCUCUGAGAUAAAUUCUCAAGGAUUGAUCGAACCAAUAAUUAGUCCAGAUGUAGCUCUCAAGGUUCUCAACGGGCUUAGUCAGAAUAUCUCAAGUUCAAAGUAUCAUCUCGGAAAGAAUCCCCAUGAGAGUGUUUUAGAUCAGUUGCCUAGUGCAACUAAAAAUGAGCUAUUACUUCAUUGGACAUCAAUUCAGGAAUUAUUGAAGCACUUCUGGUCAUCUUACCCAAUAACGACAAAAUACUUCUAUGCCAAGGUGACUAGGUUAAAGGAUGCAAUGUCUCAGAUUUAUCCCAAGUUGCAGGAGAUCAAGGAAUCUGUGCAAUCGGAUGUUAGACAUCAAGUUUCCCUUCUUGUACAGCCAAUGCUUCAGGCUUUAGAUGCUGCCUUUGCCCAUUACGAUGCAGAUGUACAGAAGAGAUCUGCGAAAAGUGGUGAGAGACCAAAUGGAUUUGUUUAGGCAAUUUUCCUCCUUUCUCACCCAAUCUUUUAAGCCCUUUAUUUUUCUGGGGGUUACCAUAUAUACACAAAUGUACAUCUAACAAAAUUUUGUUUUGAGUGUGUUCUUAACAUAUUUUAUAUCUCGACAGUUUCGAUUGUGUGACUGCCUGAGGAAAUUGUACAUCUAAUGAAACUUUGUUGAGUUAUUCUAAAAAAAUGUCUUUUUCUCCCUU